Messenger RNA from Abrus precatorius (Indian licorice), 2356 nucleotides. RefSeq names its product calcium-dependent protein kinase 26-like. Gene Ontology annotation, biological process: intracellular signal transduction; protein autophosphorylation; peptidyl-serine phosphorylation. The record is from RefSeq and is a predicted model, not a curated record. The transcript is spliced from 5 exons. Gene Ontology annotation, molecular function: calcium-dependent protein serine/threonine kinase activity; ATP binding; calcium/calmodulin-dependent protein kinase activity. NCBI's taxonomy places the organism in Eukaryota, Viridiplantae, Streptophyta, Magnoliopsida, Fabales, Fabaceae. Gene Ontology annotation, cellular component: cytoplasm; nucleus. Bases 491 to 2014 code for a protein of 507 amino acids.
AACGGAGCAACGUUUGGGUUUUAGUUUCGACGAAAGGCUUGGCCACGGUUGGGGCGAGGGAGCCCACGGGAGCUGAAUCACCGCUCCAAAGGAUUCCUUCUCCUCUCUCUUUCUUCUUCAUCUUCUCAGAUCAACUGAUUUGGAAGGAGAAGUGUUCCUGGCUGAGGAGUCCAACUUUCAAUUUUUUCUGUCCUUCUCUGUCUUAUACUCUCUUACUUGUCAGAUUCAUGGAAUUCUGUGCCUUACAGUUGCAGUGAAUGUCUUUGUCAAUCAUCAACCAUUUUCAGUUUCUUUAAGGAUCUACCUGAAGUGGGGUUUGGGAGGAUGGCAGUGUAAAGAAGAAGAUCAAGUUUGGGAUUUGUGUUUAGUAAUCUUAUUUUGUCAAAGUGAUUAUACUAUCUCCUGAACCAGAUCUUUCAGAAAGAGAAUUUUUAAGGUAAGUUGCUUGUUACUGAUAUAUCCGGGUUUGCUGAGGAAUUAGAAAAUUGUUAUGGCUGUUGCCAAGUGCAACAGCAGCAGUGAACAUCCAACUUCUUACAAUUGUUACAAAGUAACAAGCUUGUCUGAAACCAUAUUAGACACAAACGAAAUCUCUAAUCUGAAAGAUCGAUACAUUCUUGGAGAGCAGUUGGGUUGGGGACAGUUUGGUGUCAUAAGAGCGUGCUCUGACAAGCUGACUGGAGAGGUUUUGGCCUGCAAAUCAAUUUCUAAAGAUAGGUUGGUUACUUCAGAUGAUCUGCAGAGUGUUAAACUUGAGAUUGAGAUAAUGGCUAGGUUAUCUGGGCACCCAAAUGUUGUAGAUCUCAAGGCAGUUUAUGAAGAGGAAAAUUUUGUUCAUUUGGUGAUGGAGCUUUGUGCUGGAGGGGAGCUUUUUCAUUUGUUAGAGAAGCAUGGGAGGUUUUCUGAAUCUGAAGCUAGGGUUCUCUUUAGGCAUCUCAUGCAGAUGGUUUUGUAUUGUCAUGAAAAUGGGGUUGUUCAUAGAGAUUUGAAGCCUGAGAACAUUCUCUUAGCUACUAGAUCCUCCUCAUCUCCAAUUAAAUUGGCAGACUUUGGGCUUGCAACCUAUAUCAAGCCUGGAGAGAGUUUGCAUGGGUUAGUUGGGAGUCCAUUCUAUAUUGCUCCAGAGGUACUGGCAGGUGCAUAUAACCAGGCUGCUGAUGUCUGGAGUGCAGGGGUUAUUCUUUACAUUCUACUGAGUGGGAUGCCUCCAUUUUGGGGAAAGACAAAGUCACAGAUAUUUGAAGCGGUUAAGGCUGCUGAUUUGAGGUUCCCAUCUGAUCCUUGGGAUCUCAUUUCUGAAUCAGCUCAAAAUUUGAUCAGGGGAAUGCUCUGCACAGAAUCUUCUAAAAGACUCACCGCACAGGGGGUUUUGGAUCAUUGCUGGAUGGAAAGCAAUCAAACAAAUACUGAACAACUAAGUGAACAUAAAAUCAGAAGUUGUGGAGAUUUGGAUGUUGGUAGCAACUCAUUUUCUGGCUCGUUUAUGUCCAGGAAUCAGGACAUCAGCUUUGGUGCUGGAUCUCCCACAUGUGGUUCUCAAUCACCUACAUUCACAUGCAGAUCCUCAUUUUCUUCCUUUUUUGAGGAACCAGCAACACCUUGUUCUGUUUCUGGUGGGUUUUCAUUUCAGAGCUCAGGUGGUUCCACUGAUUUAGAAUUUUGUUCUACUGUUCCCACAAUGCAUAGCUUUGCAUUUCUCUGCCCCGUUUCUGUUGUUGAGCAAAGGGGCUGUAAAUCAGAGCUCUCAACUAACAUGUCAGAUGUGAAUGCAAUUGCUGGAGAUUCUCCCCUUUGCUUUGGACAUGAUGUUAAAGAAAUGGAUUGCAAGCCUGUAGAGGCUAAAAGGGCAGGUGGAGCAAAUGGCCAUAGGGCAUUGGGACUCCACAGCAAAAGAAAUCGGACAAUCGGACUUGGUGAGCGGGAGCAACUUGAUCUUGUGGUGACUGAAUCAGUGAUUCGUUGGUCAUCAUGCACACAACUUCCUACAUCACCAAGAUCAUCUCUUGUCUGUUGAAAGGAUGAAUUUCUGGACAGAUUGAUUGAAUAACUUGAUGUGUUGACUAAAUUUGGCAUACUAGUGCAAAUUCAUCUAGCACGUUGUAUAUGUUUCCUGAAUUUGCAUUGUUGUUGCUGUCUUCUGGUUGGGGUUAGUUUUGGUUCAGAUUUUUGUGGUAGGUUAAUCGUGUGGUGGCUUCUAAUUGCUCACUAUUAUCUUUUUCCUUUCAUCCUCAUUUACCUUCUCAUGUGAAUUACAACGAGUGUGCGUAAUAAGAAUUGUGUCUGGUUUGUAAAGGAAGUUGUGUCUUUAUGUAUCCAAAUGUUUGAAAAUGAAUUGUAAAUUGAUGUGUUAAAUUAU